UGAGGAAGUGAGGCAGGAGAAAGAGGAGAAAGGUCGACCUAAGAAGUGACUUUAAGUAUUAUUUAGUAAAAGUAGGCAACGUUAAAAUGCUAACUAGUUGUCUACAUUGAAAAACGAGCCGUUACGGUUAUUAGCAUAGGAACAGACUAUUGCGUGGGCAAUUUUUGAUAACAUUAUGGUGAACAGAGGCUGCAACUAUACACUGGCUAGCUAAUGGCUUAAUUUUAAAGGCGUUAGUCUUUCAUGGCAGCCCUUUUUCCCCGCCUGACUUUUUAAAAUGGACUGUUUGAAAUUUACAUGUGGGCUAAUACACAGACUCAUGAUGCUGGAGGAAAGCCGCGGUCCAGUGCUUGAUUGGCUGGGAAGUUCUAGCUAGCUGUCUGGUGCUGUACGCAGCGGCUUCAAUGGAUAGGUCAACACCUGAUGAAGAAGAUGGAGAGCAGGCAGCCGGCUGGAUUAACGAGACUGUCGGGUCUAAAGCUGCAGAAAUGGAAGUGAAAUCCUUAUAUGACACAUCAGGAGCGACAUCAAAAGUUGGAGAACAAGACCCUCGUAUGGACCUUUCGGCCCCUGAGCUCUGGAGAGGGCUGUUGUAUCAAGAUGAGCAGAAAUCAGAGAGGGAGGCUGGACCGACGAUAUCAAGCGGUGUGAUGUCUGAAAGUCAAGCAGGAGUCAUUGAGCCAGAGAGGGAUGCUCCUUCUGAGUCUCCCCCUAGCUUCAUGGACACCUGUGGUCGCUCCAUCUCCAGCCUCUCCUCCUCCUCUUACUCCACACAUUUUCUCCAUAGCUCCAAUUUUCCCUCAUCCCCAUCUUCCUCUUCACCCAUCUUGUGUCUGACUCCACCUUUGCCUCCUUCUGUGGAGCUCACAGAUGUGCUGACUGAUACAAGGCUGACCCUGGAUGUGUACCAGGGAGGAGCGGCUGCACUGCCACAGCUUUGGGGGUCUGUACCAGAGCAGGUGAGGGGAAUCAAGUACCUGAGGCUGGGCUCCGAGGAUAAACAUGGGCUGGAUGGCGCACUGGAUGUGCUGUCUCAUCUAACAGAGCUGCGAUCGCUGGCCAUUCGGGGACACUGCUUUCAUGACCCACAAGGUGAUCCUUUGCCCGGCCUCCUCACCACUCUGCCUUCAUCAGUCUCCUCCCUUUGUCAUUUGGUGCACCUGGAUCUCUCCUUUAACCAACUCUCCUCCAUGCCCUCCUGCCUUCUCAGUUUGCCUGUGUUGUCCUCUUUACUCCUCUGUCACAACCACCUUACAGCUUUGCCUCCUAAUGUAGGCCAGUUGUCCUCCCUCACUUACCUCUCCCUCCUGGGGAAUGAGCUGGUCUCUCUUCCUCCAAGUAUCGGUCAACUGAAAGCCCUCCAGACCCUUGAUGUUUCACAUAACCUCCUUCAGAAUUUACCGGAUGAGGUUGGUUCUAUGGAGGAGUUGAAUAAGCUUGAAUUGUCUCACAACAAGCUGAAGCAGCUACCAGAGAGCAUGGGCACUCUCUUCUCUCUCAGGGAGCUUGUCAUCUACAGCAAUGACCUCCGCAUAAUCCCACACUGUGUGAACAAACUGCCUCUGCUGAAAAUAGACGUGCGUGACAAUCCUUUGGGACGACCCCCUACACCUCCUCCUCUCCCUCCUGCACCUGACAAAGCAGAGACAGAAAUUCCUGAGUUGCACCUUGGAUUUAAUCAGCACAGUUUCUGUGUUUCGUCUGCUGGGUGUCAUGUGUUUCUCCCAGGGGGGGCUGAGCUGCUGUUCCCCCCGGGUUGCCUGGUGACGACCAGAAGACUGGAAUGGCUGGAGAAGCGUCCAGAAAAGAAAUGGGUGCAGCUGGAGGAGCAUGACAUCCUACUGAGUCGUCCACUGGAACUCCGCCCUCAUGGGAUAAGCUUUCUAAAGCCUGUAGAGGUGUGUGUGCCGUAUCAUCGGCCUAAAAAAAGAGAGGUGGUGAUGCGGAGGUUUGACGGACAGUCUUGGAGCACUCUGACCACAGCUCUACGGAGAGGAAGCGAGAGCCACAGUAGCCAUCCCGGUGGACGUCCAGCCAGGCUGGCCUGUUGCACAGUGAGCCAGUUCUCCUGGUUCAUGGCGGUGUCCCGUCCAGUAAAGGACAGUUGCUCCCUUACACCAGCCGGAGCUCUGCUUGUGAGCAGCUCUGAUCCUGGAAUAAAGCUGCACUUCCCUCCAGAAUCCACCGUGCAGACCCGCACUAUUACAUUACAGGUGCUGCAGGUGUCUGUGUCAGAGGUGCAGGCACUAUGUGGUGAUCCUCAGGCCAGUGCUAGCCCUCUUCUCUGCCUCUCCCAAACUCCCAGCAUUCAAUUCCUGCUGCCUAUCAAAGUUCAGAUCCCUCUUCCAUCAGGAGUCACAGGCCAUACAGUCGAUAUGUCCCAUUUGCAUCUGUUACACGGAGACCCCUCUGCACAAACCUGGACUGAUAUCACAUCUCAGGUGUCUCUCUACAUCACCCAUUUAUAUGCUAUUUUCUACAUCACCCAUUUUUCCUGGUACUGGCUUUGGUACACAACUCAGCGCUGUGUCAGUGGGGUGGUCAGGAAGGUCUAUCAGAGACUAAAGCAGUUUAAAGUCCAGUUCCUUGUUCUUCAGAGAAAGACUGAUCCUUCACAAGUUAUGCUACAGUGUUUACCUGCUAACAAGGUGGACGACAGAGUGCUGUCUUUAUCUGAGCAGUAUGAUGGACCUCAGCCUUCAGACGUUUGUGACCUCCUGGAAGGAGAGCAGUUCUUUGCCGGCUUUGAGAGGGGCUUAGAUAUCAGCUCAGAGAGACCAGACUGUAUGGGUGGAAGACUUUGUUUUGUCUUUUACUCCAGCCUGAAGAAUUUAAAGGAAGUUUACAUCUGUGCUGCUCAGGGUCAGAAGGGCCCAGUGAGAGGACAAGUGUCUUUUUACAGAGGAGAGAUUCCCAAUGAUUUGCCUGAGGAAGUGGCGAGAAAAAGGAAAGGACAAGACAGUCAGUGGCUUGCAACUUUACCACUAAGACUUCCGGCUCUGAACUCAGAAAACAAUUUCAUCAUGGAAGAGCUCCAGUAUCCUGCUCUGAACCUCGGUGACCCUGAGAGUGGAUACCUGACAGAAGCCAACCUGCUGUCCAUCUCUCUUCAGAUUGGUCAUGACUGGCGUGUUAUUGGCAUCAAUCUUGGCCUAAGCUACCAGGAACUUGACCGGAUCCAGUACAAGUACAGAGACAACCUGGGAGCUUUGGUGCUGGACAUGCUGUUCCUCUGGGCGCGGGGUCAGGGGGCUGCAGGACCAGGGGCCGUGUCGAGACUGGUGGAGGCAAUGAUAGAGAGCGGCAGGAGGGACCUGGCAGAGGAGAUUGAGGACAUUGUUAGCAUUGGAAAGAGAAAGUACUCCGAGUCACUAAGGAGAGUGGGGCUGGAAGCAGAAAGCUCCUCGCUUGGUGAAACACAGCAGUAGAUAAACUCACGCUGGGUGCAGAUGGCUGACUUACAGUUGAGUGACCUGUUUGUUUACAACAUGCUCCCCAUCAUGUUGAUCUCUGCUGUCCAAACAACUGUCCUUGAAUACAAAACCUCACCUUUUCUACAUCAUGGCAGAAACAACAGCAGCAUCUUUGACAUACAGAGGAUUGUGGAUAUGAGUAAACUGCACGUAGAGGACCUUUGGAUUUUUUUCCACCCCUUUUUUAAAGCUCUCAUAGUAUGCAGGACAAUACUGUGAAGAUUUAGGUAAACCAAAAAAGAGAGAGCAAAGAUUUGAUGAACAGUAAAUUUUAAAAAAGUAAAUAAUUACGUCAUAAUAAUAAAUACUAUGUUAAAAUGUUAAGAUAACUUUUUAUAUGCCUCAAAACAUUAUCCACUAUUUUGAUAAAAAAAAAAUUGGAACAAAAAACAUAGUUUUGGAAUAACAUGCCUGAAAUAAUUGCCAACCUUUUUUAACAAUGGAUUGAUUAUUUCUGUAAAUCACAAGCAAAAAGUCAACAAAUGCUUCUCCAGUUAAUAAAAAUAAUCAAAUGAUAAGACAAUAAAUACUGAAUCAAAAUACUGAGAUAACUUUAAAAUAUUGUCAGAUUUAGCAAUAGAAUUGUAACUUAAAGCCAAAUGUUUGCACUACAUGUCUGAAUAAAAUGUUUUCCCCUU
This is a messenger RNA of Cheilinus undulatus (humphead wrasse), 4111 nucleotides long. RefSeq names its product p53-induced death domain protein 1 (gene pidd1). The record is from RefSeq and is a predicted model, not a curated record. The coding region runs from base 405 to 3428 and encodes 1007 amino acids. Gene Ontology annotation, molecular function: protein binding. Lineage: Eukaryota; Metazoa; Chordata; Actinopteri; Labriformes; Labridae. Gene Ontology annotation, biological process: apoptotic process; signal transduction; DNA damage response. The transcript is spliced from 15 exons.